Molecule: messenger RNA, 700 nt
Organism: Corythoichthys intestinalis (scribbled pipefish)
Lineage: Eukaryota; Metazoa; Chordata; Actinopteri; Syngnathiformes; Syngnathidae
Product: triple functional domain protein-like
Exons: 5
Coding region: 30-524 (164 amino acids)
Source: RefSeq, a predicted model, not a curated record
UGGAAAGCCUGGAGGAGGAGUAUGAAAGGAUGGAGGACUGGUGCGGCGCAACGGACGAACCUGGCUUCAGCGGUCAGAUGGAUCAAAUGACUUCUAUGAUCAGGAAACACCUGAAGCAGAAGGAAUUCUUCCUCAAGGCCUGCACGUUAACCAAGGAAAUUGCAUAUAUCUUCCACCAAUUCGUAGAGAGGAACGGCGCUACAGUGGGACGGCUGAGUCAAGACCAAGAACAGCACGUAACAAGCAUCCUUAAUGAUCUGUGCCAGAGAGAAAACCGUGUCCUCUCUUUGUGGAAUGUCAGGAAGCAGGACCUGGACCAAUGUCUACGAAUGGAAAAGCACCGCUGCAGCUUGAGGAAGGAUGUCCACCUGGGCAUUGUUACCGCUACAUCGGACAUGAUGCCAAGAUCGUGUCGUACACUCAAGCGUGGUCAUAAACUGGAUUUUAAAGGAACAGGUCCCACUUGGCAAAAGUGGCUCAGCAAAUGCGUGUCCUGGCCAAACCAUAAAUACAUCGGUCAGUAAUAAGGCGGCUGGGAGCCAAGACAAGAAUGGUCGUGACCACAACACCUUUGUUGGUUUGGUGAAGAGAUCCCCUAUCGGGCACCUGGGUUCCAUGAUGGACAGUGGUACUUGUCCACAGUCAACUUUUCAUUUAUUUUAGUACUUUUGGGCUGUUUUACUUUUGUAUAUAUUUUUGU